Molecule: messenger RNA, 12527 nt
Organism: Schistosoma margrebowiei
Lineage: Eukaryota; Metazoa; Platyhelminthes; Trematoda; Strigeidida; Schistosomatidae
Source: the annotation of a GenBank genome assembly
GGAAUCGAACAACUGAAGCGCGUGAUAUCUUUUAGUAUCAACGUGGACUUAUCAUUACUGUCCUUUAUACACUGAUCACAUUGAUAUCGGUAAUUUAGUGUUUGAACUUGCAGUUGUUAUUAUAAAUUUUCCGUCAUUUUUGUCGCAGCUGCCUUUCGGUUGUUAAGAGGGCAUGUGAUACAGUUAAUAGUAUCAACUUUGUAUUCCAGUUUAGUUUUGCAUGUCUGAUCUUUUCUCAAAGCUCGUCAAAGAAUCGUCAAAAAUUACGCGUAGUGGCGUCGUUACCAUUUACGAGUCGUUUUCCUCAAAGUGAAUGAUCAGGUCUGAUCUCUUAGUGUAAUUUAUUGCAUUUCCCAAAAAUUUUUUAUAGCGGCUUCCUAAAAAAAGCAUAAAAUUUUUCCAAAAAUAGGGCAAUUGCGUAGCUAUAACUUCUCAAUACAAUCGAAUAUUUUGAUGAACAGUUCGUAUUGUACAACCCAAUCUAACCCAGUGGUAGUAUGACUUGGGAAACACUAAACUCGUGGCGCACUUAUCAUUUAUGGAUCAAACAAUGGAGAUAAGGAUCGCGAGUCUUGAAUUUUAACACGAUAUUCAUUCGCCUAUACGGUUAAAUAAUAUUUUGGCAUUAUAGCUGGUGCAAGUUCGUGGUGUGAACCCUUUAUUUCCUAGUCUUAGAUUCUAAAUCUUAGUUCCUCAGACUAAUUUAUAACUCUCUUUUGACCCUCGCAAGUAGGUGGGUUGUCCUAGGGUUUCUUUAACGUCGCCUAAAAGCCAUUUACUUAAUUAUGGUUUCACUAUUCAUAAAUCAAUUUGUUUACCGAGGCGUUAUGUAUUUCGUAUGGUGAUACCACAAGCUGAAAUAAGCGAAACUGUGUUCUCACCUAAAACCUGUAAGUUGAAAGCCGACGAUUUCAACUUUUGUACUCAAAACCUACCAUCUACUUGGUAAGGGUACCCUGAUGUUUGUCGAAUGUGAUUUUCGUUUCAUGCACCUCUUAUUACAUGUUUCAAAUGGCAAAUUUAAGGGUUAUGUUGGUUACGUUUGAUUGUUUGUGGUUUCCCUAUAUGGAUAUCAACUUCCUUGUAAAUUUAAGGGGUCAACAUCGAAAAUCAGUUUUAAAAGGUUUUACUAAAUCGUAGCAACCAUCUCAAUCUGGUUACUAUUGUCACCUGGUGUUUAAUGAUACACAGAUAAAGCAAGUUAGUAUACAACAUUCAGUUUUCUUUUACUUUGUAUUAUCUGGAAAUUCGCAUCACUUUUCAUCCUGGAACUUUCAAUGUCUCUGAAAGUAUUGCUGAAAACAGUAUUUUACCUACUGUUCCUACUUGCUGAUUAACCAGCACAUUACUGUAACUGUAACUACUAGCUUAUUGAUUUCAACGUCACCACGAUAUUCUGGGUUUAUUUCUUUGGUUGAAAUUCGUUCGUAUCCAUAAGAACUCAGAUUCCUUGUGGGAUUUCGUUAGUUUCUAGUGAUUUUAUGACUUUUCAACUAGCUCGAGUCUGGCUACACAUCCCAUUGCCUUUGGUAAAAUCUUGAACAUAGUUGACCGUAAUGAAUGCCUUAUAGUGAAGUACAACUAACAGUUUAUCUAAGUUUGGUGUAUUACUUAUACAAGUACAGCUAUAACUCAGGAGUAUUAAGAAUUUAUAUCUCUAUCGUUCAGUCUUGGUUUUCGAUCUUAUUUAUUUAAGCACAAACAUUCGUACGAGGCACCAUAUAUAUAUAUAUAUGCGCCACACAAGUCAUUUGGUUUGUGUAACCGCUGGAAUGCUGCCCGCAUGCCCGAACCGAGGUAGAUGAUUUUCUUAGCGAGCCGCCCUCUGAGCUUUUGAAGUCUAAUCUGCAGGGCAGUGAGAUGAUGUUAAGAGAUGCAGUCCCAUGGUAGCUGGUGAUAAACAAUAGGUUCAUGCCUCAAUUGAAGUCACGCUUGGAAAAUUUUGAAAACAAGGCUGACCCAAAUGUUCAGUCCGUCAUUUUUUGAAAUCAUAAGUCAAUUGAAGCUAGACCACCCCCAAAUACCCUGGUAUGGCCGAGAGUGGGGUGGGCCCGCCCUCCCUCUCGAAAUGUUCUCACACGGCCACUCGUAUAUAGCCUCUGCCACGGAAGUCCUACUCACUGCCUUCUUGUGACGGGGAUAUUGUUUACGAAAAUGAGAGGACGAAAAGCGAAUGUCUGGUGCUUUAACUGGAUCUCAAAUCAAUGUUGCACAUGGGCUCCAGUAUACUGAGUGAACGAAUGGCGUAUGAAUCAAUCGUUGGUCACCGGCUACUAUGGGAAUGCAUCUCCUCACGAUGCUCCACUGCCUUGUAGAUCAGACCUUUAGGUCAAAGGCUCGGGGUGUGGCCCCCUAAGAAAACUACCUGCCUCGGUCUGGUACCCGGGCAGUAUCUCAGCCCACACACAAUUAUAGUGUGGCGCAUAUAUAUUUGGUGCCCUCUUGUACCAAUAUUUAUGUGUUGAAAUAAAUAAAUAAAUCAGUCCGUCAUUCAGCUACAGCGUAAGACCAGGCACAUUUAUGCAUCAGUCCAAGUUGCCAUACCUCAUUGUCACAAGAUUAACACUGAAUUAACUACUUCUAUGAAUUUAAUGGUGGUGAUACAUAAAAGAAAGAUUGCAUAUAAGGAUAUAGUACAAAAAGAAAGUAUUAGUUCAUAGAAAGAAAGGUGUUACUUUGAAAGAUAUACGAACGACUGUGGAAACUUAAGCGACAUAUAUUAGGGAUUUUAAGCAGAGGGUUUUGAAAAACCAGUGAUUUUCCGCGAUAUCCACCACCCUAAUAGAAUCCCGUAAACUUAUCCCAUCAGACUCCGAACACGACGAAGAGUGUAAACAAAUCAGAUCUAGGUUAACCAAAAGUCUAUAGAAUGAUCGUAAGCAGUGAUGAGCAACAAAUCAAACGGGAUGGAGAAGGCAGCGUCUGUAGGCAACAUUAAACUGCUUUUGAGACUAAUAAAGGAAACCCGAAUUAAGAAGUCAAGUGUACGUGAGACAAUCUCGGAAGAAGGUGGCACACCUAUCAGCUCUCAGCGUAGACGUUUGGAACUUUGAACGAAACAGUAAGGAGCAGUUCAGCUGGCCUUCAGCUACUCUACAGCUACCCACCACUCCCAAAUAGCCUAAAUGGAAUAUGAAAGUAGGUCCCCCGACUCUAAAGUUCAAAUAACUGUAGCUAAUGCGAAACAACAAAGAGCAGCUGGUUCAGAUGGAUUAACUCCAGAGGUCUUUAGGAAUGGUGGUCCAGUUUUAGCGGUUAGGUUGACUAAUAUUUUGUUUAAAAUUUGGAAACCGAACGUAAUUCUGUUUGGUCGCAAUCACUGAUCGUCCCAAUAUAUAAAAAGGAUUAAAAUCUUAAUAUGGUAACCAGAGAAAGAUUAGUUUGACUAAUAUAGCAUCUAGAUUACUAGCCUCAAUUGUUGUUGGACGCAUAACAAAAAAUCACGAACUGCAAACACGAGAAAAUCAGGCUAGUUUCUGACCUGGUCGUGGCUGCAUCAACCACAUAUUCACCUUGCGUUAUAUUUUAGAACACAGGCAUGUUUAUCGGCGUCCGAAAAUAAGUUUUUUUUGACUUAAAGGUAUCAUUUGACUCUGUAGACCGAGAGGUUCCGUGGCAGUGUUCGUCAUUGAAAGGUGUACCUCAGAAGUACAUUAACCUUGUGAGUGCUCUUUACUCGAAUAUUAUUAGUCGAAUCAGAGCUUAUGGCGAACUGUCAUCUGAUUUCGCAACCUCAAGUGGUGUUCGACAAGGCUGUCCACUAUCUCCAUUUUUGUUUAACUUCAUCAUAGACCUACUGAUGGAAAUAACUCUCUUCAACAGAAUUUUGGGGCAUUGAUCUCCUUCCAGGAGGUCCGCUUAUCGACUUAGAAUACGCAGAUGACAUAGUCCUGUCUGGUGAAGACUCUGGGUCAAUCUUUCUCGGAUUUUGAACAACCUACGAAGUAUGACAGAAGCCAAUAGUUUGGACGCAAGCGGGUGUUGACUUAUCCCUCGAUAGUUGUUACAGAAACGACGUGAACCCUUUUUAAAUAUAGGGAAAACUAUCGACUCAUUCCAUAAUGUUGGAACAUUCUUUAGCUCCCAAAGUUUUGCAAACAACGUUGUCAGUUCCUUAAUCUGAAAUUCACCACCAUCUUUAAAAAGAGCCGGAGGUAGACCAUCUGGGUUCAGGGGUUUGUAGCGUCCCUUGCGGACUUCCGCCGCAUUUGGUGGAUCAGUCGUCACCGGCCAUGGAGAGCAGGACAGUCUGACCGGUGCUGCCGGGGCAGCAAACCAGCUGAAUUGCCCUUCGAAGAAUUCUGUCCAUCGUCCAAGACGUCGGUGGAUGCUAGUGAUUGGCAUCCCGUCAUCCUCACAGAUUGUUUCGCUCACACCAGACUUCUUGCUGCUAGUGGCCCGGAUGAGUUGAAAGAGCUUCCGGCAUUUACCAGAUGCAGCUGUUGCUUCCAGCUCAUUAGCACGCUCCAACCAUCAGGCUUCACGGUCCUUACGCAAGCUCUGUUCAAUUUCAUUACGUAACAUCCUUCGUUUGUGGUCAAACUCACGGUCACCCGUAGUAGACCGACGGGCUUCAAUGAGUUGUAAGUAGCCUGAAGAAACGCAGUGCUUAUAAGCAGGACGUUUCGCGAAGCCACAAGCGAAUUUACUCGCCAUUUUCUUGGUGUCAUGCAAUUGCAACCUAUGCUCAUCUAUACUUUUCGGUGGAAGGGUAACUAGCCUAGAAGCUAGCUCGGUUUGGUACUUAGUUGCAACAGAAGCUGCAAUCAAUUUACUGACAUCAAUCCGUUUAGGACAAUGAAUCCGUUGGUCACUGAAAAGUAAGGUAAGAUUGGCGCAAACAAGGGCAUAAUCAAAGUCCAGAUAGGUACUCCAAAAGGAGCGGCAGUCUUGUACACAACCACGCCAGCGGUAGCUGAUCGCGAUGUGAUUAAUUUGAGUCCAGGCUUGAAAUGCAGAAUGAGGACGCUAGGUGGUUAAUGUUAGCCAGGAACUUGGUUGUGGCCUGUGCACAGUUGCAGUAGACGGUCCCAGCUGUCUGUCCUGCGACUAACAAGUCCCCAUCGGCUACCUAAACGACUCUUUUUUGCGCCCAGACGCCAGUCCUGAGCAUUCAGGACUCUGGCUAGUACUGCAAUUUCUGUCGAACGCACUUUCCGAAGAAGAACAGUUAACUGGCGGUAGAAUUCAUCCUCGAUUACAUCUGGGCUGCAAUGUGUCGGAGCAUAGGCGGAGAUGACGAGAAGAUAUCGUUUCUCACACCGAUCUCUUCUCACUUUGAUGGAACUUUCUAAUCUAACAGCGCAUAACCGACUGUUAAUGGGGAUCCAAUCGAUUAGUGCUGCCUCAGCUCUAGCGCUUAGUGCGACACCAACGCCAGCAAAACCAGAUGAAGUUAGUUUUGAGGUAGUCAAACCCGUCGACCACUUAUCUUAGAAAUCUGAUCAACCCUAAUGGGUUGGUGUCUAGCAAAGUCUCUGCACGGAUUCAAAAAGCUCGUUUGGCUUUUGACAACUUAAGUCAUCUAUGGCGAAGACAAGAAAACCGUCAUAUCAGUUAAGGGGCGAGUAUACUGCGCGGUUGUUCGUUCUAUUCUGCUUUACGGCUGCGAAACGUGGCCACUAUGAGUAGAAGAUACUCGUAAGCUACUAGUAUGUGAUCACAGAUGCCUUAGUAACACUGUUCGCAUCUGCUGGAAUCACCGGGUAAGUAAUAGUGAGGUUAAACUCAAGGUAUUAGGGAAUGAUGAUUAGUCAGUUGGUAAAGUUGUGAAUCUACAUCAACUGAGAUGGUUGGACCACGUUUAACUUAUGCCCAAUCACCGACUGCCACGGCACGCAACGCUUACAAAUGUUGAAGAUGGAUGGAAGUUAGGGGCGUCCAGAUCAAAACGUGGCAUCAGUCCACAACGUCACUAACUUGUGGUUUGAACCAUGUUGUUAGAUACAGAUUACUUGAUUGGGGUCUUCGUGACUAACGUAAACAGUGGUUAGAGACUGAGCGACAUGGUUCAAAAUCAAUCACAAUGUUGGUGUUUAUACUCUGUCUUCCCUUAAACCAUAAGACUAAAAUUACUUUAUACCCUUCCUUCUACGAACUAAUUAUUUCUCCCUGUAUUGUAUCCUUAUAUGCAACAUUUCUUUUAUUUAUUACUACCACUGAUGUAACUUCUAUAAAUUUUGUGAUCGAUUUGUUGUGCUGAUGAGGUGUGACAACUUGAACCGAUGUAUAUAUAUGCCUGGUUCUACGUUGUAACUGACUGACUGACUGGUACCAUUUGUCCUCUCAUGAUCCUGUUCUCCAUAUGCACCACUGGUUUGGGGUCAGGGUUCUCGAACUCUCCUAUGUGGGUCCUCCAUAUUCAGCAACCCCAGUUAAAGCGCUGGACAAUCGCUUUUUAUCCUUUCACUUUCGUAAACAACACUCCCUUCCACAAGGUAGUGACUAAAACUUUCUUGAUAGCGGCUGUAUACGCGUGGCCAUGUGAGAAUUUCAAGAGAGAGAGAGAGCGGAUUCUGCCCACCCUCGGCUGUACUAGGGCAUUCCGGGACAAAGUUUUUCGACCCCAUCCAAUCUACUUGGAAUUUCUUUGUUAUAUACUGUUGUCAACUUUUAUGAUGCCUGUGUAGUUAUUUGUUCAAUGUUCAGACUUAUACAUUACUAAUUUUAUUCUCUCUACCUUUUAAUAUCUGCUGAUGUCAAUCUCAACAAUCUUGUUCCCUUUAUUAUUUGACGAUAAUCAGAAACAUCAAGGAAAAACUAAAAAUAAUAAAAGACAGGUCUUGAUGCUGUUUGAGUAGCUUUUUGUGUGGCUUACCUCCCUCAUAUAGCAAAAUAAUCAGUGCUAACGACCACGUCUAUACAUCUACUGUUUUGUAGCGGGCUUAAUAGAGUUUAAAAGAAUUUGUUGUAGACACUUUUCGUCGGUACUUGUCGUCUUGUAGCUUCAUUGGUUAAUAUAUUUGGUGAACAAAUGAGUAGAAUGAAUUCUCAAGAUUCUGAAAACCCGGGAAUAAAUGCGCUCUGUUGUGACUGAUUUUAGGAAACACCCUACAACUUACAGUAGAACAUGUAUAAUUUGAUGGUUUCCUAUUUAUCUAGUUUUGUAGCCUUUCCAUACUGUUUUAUGAACUAAAGUCGAGCAGUUUGUCCCUGAAUACUUUGAACGUUUUAUUGGUUAUCGUAAUAAUAUCUGUAGAGUCAUAAGGUAUUUAAAAAGACCCUCAUAAAUACGUUGAACUUCGCCAUUUUAUAUGGUACUGUAAAUUUGUGAGUCUUAAGAAUAAUAUGGAUGUCCUAAUUAAUGUACACUUUUCUAUUCACAUCCCUUAAUAUUUUCAUUAUUCUUUAACAUCAUUGUACUUGUUAAGGUCGGAUAACGAGUCCUUUUGGUUUACAUUUUUUACAGCAUAUAAAAUUAUUGAGAAUGAAAAGUCUCAAGUAACUAAUCAUUUUGUACAAAUCAGCUACUCUGUAAAUUAAGUGUAAGUCAAUUAUUUUGGGUUGAAUACUAAGUCGUCGUAUCACUACCAGAGCUGUGUUGAGUUUUGAUGUGACUAUCUGUUUCUAAAUGAACGCUUACAAAAACGUCAUCAGAGGUAACUUGAAAUGUUAAUCAAUCUUCGUUGAUCAUCCUAAGGGGUUAUCAUUUUUCAUGACCAGCUUUUAUGCGAUCAACCUUGAAAGGUAAUUUGGAUGUAUACAUAACCACUAACUAGCGUAAACUGCUGAUUAGAUUUACUUUAAAUAUUCAGUAAUCGUAUCAUAGUGCGACAAACUAAGUAAGACUAAUACUUAGAUGAUGGAGAGUAGAAAAUUCAAACCCUUCGAUACAGUCAUAAACUUUAACGAAGACUUCAUUUCAGGUAGCUUUUAAUUCGAAUUGAAUUUAUCCAAUUUUAGAUUCCGAAGUACACAUUAAGACAAGUUCUUCAAAAUAUGGUUUUUGUAGCUAUCCAGGUACCAAAGAAGAAAAAGAAUCGCAGUCGCUAAAUAGUACUGCUGCUCUCGGAUCAUUCGUUCAGGGUCGGGACAGAAGCCGAAAACUUUUAAAUUCAAAUGUUAAUACAAACCUUCAGAGUCCUGAAAAAAAAAACUUAUUUCAAAACUCAUGUUUCCCCAGUGAACCGUUAAAAUUCAUAGGUUAUCGACCCAUAUUCGGUUCUGCGAAUUAUAUUGACUUAUGUUCCUUCGAUGAUCAUAAUCGUCUCAAACCUUUUGAAUUAUCAUUUCUAUGUGUUCCUCUCUUCAGUUCUUCGACCCACUCCUAUUAUUCAGAUGAACGUAUUUGUAACACUACCAAACAAACUAUGCUUGUAUCAAGCUCUUUUACCAACAAGCCCAAGAAGGGACGUGUAAGAUCACUUUCUGAAUUAUCGCUUCAACACGUCUAUCAUAAGGGAAAAAGUGAAACUGAAGCAGGCGUUCAUUCAUCUUGUAAUCAUUAUGAAAAGGAACUGAAUUACCUUCGGCAGGAACUUAUGGCGCGCAAUGAAGAGGCAGAAAAGAUUGCGCAUGAACUUAUGCAUGCAAAGAAUGAAGAAAAACAAUUUGGUGGUCAUUUACGCGAACUAACAAAAGAGGGUUCUGCUAAGACAGAUACUAUUAAUAAGUUAAAAGAAAAAGUUUCUGAGCUAUAUGUUGAAGUGGAAUCCCUUCGACAUUCUCAUCAACAAGCCAUCUGUCACCAAGAAGAUUUACAGAAGGAGAUCGACAUUUUGAAGUGUUCACGUGAUUGGUACGCUAAUCAGCUUCGUUCGGUUCAGUGUGUCAGUGAUCGUGUUCAAAAUGAACCUGAAAGAAUUGUCAACUUACUAAAGGAUAGCAGUGAAAUGAAUCAUCGUCUGGCACAUGAAAAUGCUUGUUUGCGAGCUCAGUUAGUAUGUAGCAAGGCCGCCUUAGCUGAUGCUAAACGAAAUCUCUCUCGCCAGUUAGAGUCUAUCCGUGUUGACAUGGUAGAACGUGAAGCCCUUUUUGAGCGUAUUACUGCUGAACGAGCUUUGUUUGAGAAUAUCAGUCGUCAGCGCGCUGAUGAGAUAAGGGAGUUACAGACUCAGGUGUCUAAUUUUCAAAUGGAACUUAAGGCUACUGAAGAGCAUAUUCUGCUUCAGAAGAACAAGCUGUUGGAUGCUGAAGGAGCCCUGGCAGUCGCAGAAAGAAAGCGCAGUGAAUUACAAAACCAGUUAGAAUCCUUUGAGAGAGAACAUUUUACGAAGGAAAACUAUCUAGAUGAUCAAUUCUCCAAAUAUGGUAUCAUCUUAGAAAGUCUGAAGGUCUAUGAAAACGGAGAUAAAAGUAAGGGCAUCUUAAUUGAUGAGAUUCUAGAAGAAAAAGCCACACUCACUGCAGCUCUCUCAGCAUCACAAUAUGAAAAAGAAACAUUGAAUAAAUACUUGGUAAAUUUGAAGGAUAACUUGUUCAGAGUAGAAAAAAGUUUUGUCAUCCUUAGACGUGAAAUUGAAUCCAAGUCUGCACAAAUUAUGGAGCUCACCACUCAACGAGAUAGUAUGGCUGACAAAAUCAAAUUUCUUUCCGACCAGUUAAGUGAUUACUGGAAUGUGAUUGAAAAGUUAAGGCAAGAAAAAGAGAAAUUAAACUCUUCCUUAAAAGUUUCGCUGACGGAAACCGAAAAUUCCCACAACAAUCUAAACAAAUUAAAUUUUUCACCCCAAAAGGCUGAUGGUAGCUUUGAAACUGUUGCUAAAGUAAAACAUGUAGGAACGAGUUCCCUUUUGCCGAGUCAGAUAAUUAACAAACAACUUACACUAGAGUCGCAGACCAUUCACUACUUCCCAGUUUCAAUGGCGACCUUUCAAAGUCAACCAAAUACUGCUUCUCUACCGUCUUCAGUAAAUAAUUUUAGUACCUCGGAUGCUGCACAUUCUUUACACAUUCAAGUGAAUGAAGAUAGUUGUUGGCAAAUUACGGAUUUAAACAAAAGAUUAUCCAGUGACGCUGUUUGUGAUGUAACUCCAAUUUCGCAAAAUACAAUCGGUGUACCUGAUUCUAAUCACGACACUCAAAAUAACGGCUUGAACUCACAGGAAAACUAUCCCACAACACCUUUAAGUUCUGAUAAAAAUAUAUUUUGGUCAACGGAUCCUUCGUCUUUGGUUUCUACCCGUGUUUCGUCUUCUUCAUACGAGCAAAACCAAAUGAGAUUAAAUCAAACAGUUCCUAAUUCAAAUAGUCAGUGUUAUUUUGAUAACUGGCCAUAUAUACAGCAGUUACCAGAUAACCAGAAUAUUGCUAAUGUGGAUUCUGGCUUUCACCUUUCAGACACCCAUAUAACAACCAAUCAAAUAUAUUCUUCAGAUAACCAACAACGUAAUAUGCCUUAUUUAAAUCUUUAUUUACAUGAUAGUCUGAACAAUACUGAUGAGUAUAAAUUCAGUGUACAACAAGAUAAUUCGUACACGUGUCUGUCUAAAGACGAAUGUUCCUUGGAUUUUAAUUGUGAUAUUACAACUAGUAGAAGUAGCAUUUUAAUUCCUAGAACCAGUUUACCUUUGGACCACAAAACCAAUAAUCUGAACUGUGAUAAAGUUUAUACAGAUCCGUUAGUUACACCAGAACAACACCAAAAUGUCUGCUUUUCAAAGAAAAAUGAUACUUGUGCUAUCUUAUCUACUGAGCAGGAUACCAACUAUAAAUGUGGUGUUACUGAGGUUCAAAAUAUUCAUACAAAUGGUUGGACAGGUAAGGAGUCAUCUAGUUUCUCUAGUAAUUUCCGUGUUAAAAUAAAUGAAACACCAGUUAAGUUGACGGAAUAUUUCUCAAAUGAUCAUCAAGGGAACCGGACAAAUGAAGGUUUUUAUACACAGAAUGUAGCCACUACCUUACUACCUGUCACUGAAACAUUAGAGUCAAUACUAUAUUGCUGUUCAUCACAUGAAAAUUCGAAUCUAACUGAAAUUACUGAAAGUAAAGCAGAAAAACUGAAAUUAUAUCAAGUUGGUGGAUCAAAUCAGUCAACAGUCAUUUCUAAAAAAGGUGAUCAUGAAUACGGCUCAUCUUCUGUCACUACUGAAACACCAAAUGAUUCAUUUGACUUAAGAAUAUGCAAUACCCGUCAGUCUAAUAUCAACACUUGUUCUUCAGAACACAUAUAUGAUACAUCUGAAGCUCUUCUUAUGUCUACUUUCGAUGAACUGAACUGUGUGAAAAGUGAGCGUGACAAUCUUUCCGAGCAUGUUUCGGUCUUGCAAAAGGAUUUAGCCAAUGCUGUUGCUAACUUAACAACUUAUCAGAAAGAGGCAGAAAUGCAGACGCUUAACGCUGAACGUGAAAAAGUUGCCCAUCAACAAGCACUAGAGGCUCAUCAACUUACUAUUGUGGAACUUAAUAAUACCAAAGCCGAACUUGUUAACGUACAAAAGUUAGUUAGUGAACUUCGUCAGGAAGUUGUUUCUUCAAAAGAAGAAGUCUCAUUAUUGCGAGCGCACGAAGAUGAAAAUCGUUCUCACUAUGAAACGGAAAUCAAUUCAAUGAAAUCAAUUGUUAAGAUAACAAGCGAUCACCUAUCAACACUGGCAGAAUCACUCCAGAAUGCGCUGAGUGAAAAAGCUAUACUACAGAGGGAAUUCAAUCAUUUGAAAAAUAUGAUUCAUGGUCAGUUACAGAAAUUUCGUUUAUUCACUCGUUUGGAGUUAUAUGACGAAUCUAAAAUAGUCAACCAAUUUUCCGUUGGUUCAUUAGCUGCUCUUGGAAUUUAUUUCGAAAAUCUGGUUGAUGGUAAUUCUCGGAUAAAUUUUCAUACAAAGUCACCUCGUAAAUUUAAUCCAUGCUUCGAAUCUCUUCGAACAGAAAUAACAAAACUUGAAAAUGAUCUACUUAGUCGUAAUAUGCUUGUCAGUGACUCAGCUCAAAAUAAAUAAUUUCAGUGAACAGUUUAGUGAAUUUCAUAUGGAUACAUAUAUGCAAUCUCUCCAUACGCAUACAAUAUAUGUGAUAUACGCUUAUAGUUUAUUUGGACUUCUCUGUGAUUGUAUUUCUUGCUUAUUUUUGUCAUCAUGAAGAUCACUUCAGUCUUUCACUUUUAGAUUCAUAAAUAAAAUUUUUAAUAUUAGCAGUAUUUCUUUAAAUGAUUAUGAACUCAAUAAAAAAUCUCUUGAACGUGAUAUAAUUUCAUUGUGCUAAUUAUUUUGUACUGUUCAGACCUAAGUUAACAAUGAAUUAUGUUUUCUUUAUUUCGUCUUAAAUACUUUGAUUUAUUCUUUGUGUGUGAUUAGGUGAGGGUAUUUUAAUGUUUUUAGAUGACUAUGUUUAUUUUAUUCCUUAUAAAUGUAUUUCUACUCUGGUUGGUAUUCUAUUUUUUGACUAUUGUGGUGAUAUGCAAAAUUUCCAUCUGUGUUUUAUCUUGCAACAAGCUUAAAGCUUUUUUGUAAAUUUAUAACUUAAACAGAUAGAUAAUGGGAAUGCUCACUGGUUUACUUAGGUACACGUCUUACUAACAUGCUGGUGACGAGAAUUAUAUAUAUAUAUGCGCAUGUAAUAAAUACAUAAUGUUUCUGCAUCCAGCUAUACAC